AUGCCUCCCAAAAACCCCCGUCUAGCAGUAGACGAAAAGGGUUCUCGUUCUCGAUCUCGCUCCAGAAGUCGCUCGCCUGGUCGAAAGGCCAAGAAAGUUGUUGAGGAAGCACUGCCUACAGCUUCUAAAGUCUCUGUGCUCCCACCGUCGUUGAAACGAGAUGUCUCGACCAAGAAAUACCAAGUCAAAGACAAUGAUAUUUUGAUGCUCCCCUCGUCGGAUUUCCAGCUCCUUGCCCUGUUGACGGUUGUAGCAAUUGGUAUACGGUUAUUCCGUAUAUACCAACCAACUAGCGUUGUGUUUGAUGAAGUCCACUUUGGUGGAUUUGCGACAAAGUAUAUCAAGGGAAAGUUCUUCAUGGACGUACAUCCUCCACUCGCGAAGAUGCUCAUCACACUGGCAGGCUGGCUGGCUGGAUUUGACGGAAGUUUCGAUUUUAAAGAGAUUGGAAAGGACUAUCUUGCACCUGGAGUCCCCUACGUUGCAAUGAGAAUGUUGCCCGCUGUUUUGGGUAUCAUGGUGGUUCCUAUUAUGUUCUUAACCCUAAAGGCAGCUGGUUGCUCUACAGCUUCAUCUUUUUUGGGCGCCGGAUUUAUUAUAUUUGAGAACGGACUUUUGACGCAGUCCCGUCUUAUUCUCUUGGAUUCACCGUUGGUUAGCUUUACUGCUGCCACAGCACUUGCCUGGACUUCAUUUCUCAACAUCCAUGAACAAGGCAUCUCAAGAGCGUUCUCCCCCAAUUGGUGGUUUUGGCUCACUAUGACUGGUUUGGGUCUUGGGGCUACUGUCAGCGUGAAGUGGCGCCUUUGGUUUAAACACUUCUUUGCUCGUGUUUUCUGUCUUAUCAUCGUCCCCGUCGUGUUCUACAUGUCCAUGUUCGUUAUCCACUUUAUGCUCCUCCGUAAUCCUGGUGAAGGUGACGGUUUCAUGUCUUCGGAAUUCCAGGCUACCCUCAAUUCCAAGGGUAUGCACAGCGUCCCUGCCGACGUUGCCUUUGGUUCACGUGUCUCUAUCAGGCACCAUAACACCCAAGGUGGUUAUCUUCACUCGCACAACCACAUGUACCCGACUGGCUCCAAGCAACAGCAGAUUACAUUAUAUCCACACAAGGAUGAGAAUAACAUUUGGACCGUUGAGAACCAGACAAACCCUGUUGGAGGUGAAGGAAUCUCUGGAUUUGAUGCGAUUUCUCCGCCAGUUUGGAUCGAGGAUGGUGCCCUGAUUAGGUUGUAUCAUGCACCUACUGAUCGGCGCUUGCAUUCGCACGACGUCAGGCCUCCAGUUACCGAAGCGGAAUGGCAAAACGAGGUUUCAGCCUAUGGAUACAAAGGAUUUGAAGGUGAUGCAAAUGAUGUCUUCCGUGUUGAGAUUAUCAAGCACCUCUCUGAAGGGUCUGAGGCGAAAAGAAGACUCCGCACUAUUCAGACCAAGUUCAAGCUCGUUCAUACCCUGACUGGGUGUGUUCUCUUCUCUCACAAAGUCAAACUCCCAGAUUGGGGUUACGAGCAGCAAGAGGUCACUUGCGCGAAGGGUGCAACUCUCCCAAACAGCGUAUGGUAUGUUGAGCAAAAUGAACAUCCGCAAUUGGGCGAGGAUGCUGAGCGUGUCAAUUACCGUAAUCCUGGCUUCUUUGGUAAAUUCUGGGAACUCAACAAAGUUAUGUGGCGUACCAAUGCUGGACUUGUAGAAUCUCAUGCUUGGGAUUCCCGGCCUUCAAGCUGGCCGAUAUUGAAGCGUGGAAUCAACUUUUGGGGUAAGGAACAUCGACAAGUCUACCUCAUCGGUAACCCAGUCAUUUGGUGGUCAUCGACUGCUGCAAUUGUUAUCUACGCGAUGUUUAAAGCCUUCGCAGUGCUUAGGUGGCAGAGGGGCUACAACGACUAUUCUGUCAAUAACUUCCGCCGUUUCGAUUUUGAGAUUGGCGUCGCUGUUUUAGGAUGGGCCUUCCACUAUUUCCCUUUUUACCUCAUGCAGAGACAACUUUUCCUACACCAUUACUUCCCGGCUUUGUACUUUGCUAUCAUCGCAUUGUGCCAGGUGUUUGAUUUUAUCACUGCAAGGAUUGCCACAUUGAAGUUAAGAGAGAAGCCGAUUGCCGGGUGGACUCUUGCUGUGGUAUUCUUGGCUUUCAGCAUUGUCGCUUUCGGCUUGUACGCCCCACUGGCAUAUGGAAAUACCUGGACCAAGAGCGAAUGUAGAAGGUAUGAGGAAUAUAAUGUUAUCAUGUCGCCCAAUGAGUCAGCCAUAAAGAGUUCGAACCCACCUCUACAGGCCUCUUCAUCUUCUUCAGCUCCCGAGGAAGCCGUCACCAACAAACCCGCUGAAGAACCUGUUGUUGUUAAAAAGGACUCAAUUCAAGCUGCUGAUGCGGGCGAAGUAGUCUCCUCGGAAGAAAGGAUCGAGUACCGUGAUCAAGAUGGAAAUCUCCUAGACGAAGAACAAGUGAAGGCGCUUGAAGGCAAAGUUGAGUUUCAUACUCGCUAUGAAACACGCAUUCGUCUUCUCGACGAAUUUGGCAACGAGAUUUCAGAGGAAUCCGCCGUUCCUGUAGCGGAUCAGGGUGUUGCAGGGCCGUUGGUUGACGGUUCAAAUCCUGAGACUGUAUUGAAGGGAGCCGAGAAAGAUGCGCAGGACGAGGUUAGGCCAAGAGGUGUCGAUGUAGACACUGAGUCGCGUGAGGUUGUGAGCGAGAGUGCGGCUAGUCCAGCAAGUGAGGGUGUGAACACAGAGAUUACUCAAGUAGGACAAGAGAAAAUUGAGACAAUGUUGGUUGAUCAAGUCGAGAAACCUAUUGAGGUAUAA
Molecule: messenger RNA, 2802 nt
Organism: Morchella sextelata
Lineage: Eukaryota; Fungi; Ascomycota; Pezizomycetes; Pezizales; Morchellaceae
Exons: 6
Coding region: 1-2802 (933 amino acids)
Biological process (GO): protein O-linked glycosylation via mannose
Cellular component (GO): endoplasmic reticulum; membrane
Molecular function (GO): dolichyl-phosphate-mannose-protein mannosyltransferase activity
Source: RefSeq, a predicted model, not a curated record